AAAGCCAUUGUUCAGUUUAUGCACAUUUAAAAUAGGUGUUGUAUGACGAUUAUUUCAUCUCUCAUUUAGAAGAAAAGGUGUAGCAUAUUUAAUGAGUCGCGCCACCGCGAAUCAGUUCAGUUAGGAAUCAAGCCAGCGUUCGCGAAUCAGUUCAGUUCAGUUCAAGUCAACCGAAUGAUAAAAACGAAAGUGAAUCAGUUCAGGAAUGGCGAUGUGAAAGCGGAGGUCCUACAAUCUCAUCUUUAACGGCGUAAAACAGUAAACUAUCCACUCGCUCUGUAGCCCCUUCACUUUGUGAACUGCAGAAGGGUGUAUGAUAAUCUGGAUUGACAGCGGAUGGUUUUUAAUAACGCUUAUAGACGGUGCCGAAGUCUCGCUCGCGACGAUCCUUGCAAGUGCGUCAAUGAGAAACAACCACACAUGUGCAAGAGUCGUAUGAAGCAGUAUCAUAAUUAUUCAGCAACAUCCAGUACCGGCUGAAAUUCCUGCCCUUCUCAUCGCGGGAGGAUUCAUUGUGCACCAACGGCCCUGAGACUGUAGCUAAAAGACCAGCUUCAUUCAACCUCCUGUGUUAAUAUACAUACUGAGACGAUUGGCACCGUAACAGUUACCAGUGCAACCCAGUUCUUCAUAACAUUUUAUGGUCCUUCGAGCCGGAGGCACAACCGUCUCAGUAACGAUGUCCAAACCAGGAGAGAAAAUGUUAGAUAGUGACGUAGUUCGCCCACGUAGAAUUACUAGACCGCCUUCAUAUCUUCAAGAUUAUGAGUUUGGUUUAGCUCAGACACAGCAUACAUUCGCAAACGAGCAUGCUAGUGCAGUAAGAAAUACUGAUGUUAUCUCUUUCAUCCACGAAAUGAGAGAAGAGAGCAAGCAGCUGAGGCAAGAUGUGCAACGAAUUUCAGAAAUAAUCACUAAUUUACCUGUGUUAGAUACACCACAGGUUUCGCCAUCCUUACAGCCAUCUCCUGAUGCGGAGUUUGACAGAUCUGCUAUUCCAAUGGCUGCUAGGAGGAUGUCUUCCCCUCAUUAUGAGCAAAGUUCUGAUCAACCCGAACUGCCCCCACCAGUGCCUCCAAGAGAUGAGUCACUGCAUGUGUAUAACGAUAGCCGACAAGACCUCAUUGAAGAUCUCAUACAUCGUCUAAAGGAAACAGGACGACUGAGUGGUGCUCCAAUACAUUCAGGUCAGGCAACACCUCAAUAUGCGGAGCCCCCCAUGGUAGAGAGGAAACUUAUGCCAUAUGCAAUUGAUCGUCAUAAUCAGUCUACUCCAUCUAAUCGGCUAUAUGAUGAAUCUAACCCAUUACCCAAUCACUUUCGUCAACCCCCUCGAGAUCCAUGUCAUCCUCCUGCUGACCCAUAUAAAUAUAAUUCGCAUUCAGAGUACAAGCCUGCCAGAAAUCUUAGUGAUCCACGUUAUGGGCAUUUAACUCAAACGUCCCACAAACCAGUCAUGCUUGAACAUUCUGGUCCUUAUUUUCAACGAGAACGGAGAAAUAAUCACUAUCCUGAUAAUGAACGAUUCUAUUCAACUGAUAUGCCAUAUCCAACCUUGCACCAAGAGCCUAAUCUUCCUUACCAGUCUAUGUCAGUCCAGUAUCGUGGGCCUACACCCACCAUCCCAGAUUUUAUACAUGAUGAUCCGCGAGAGUUUAAUCGACUUAAACUUGCUUUAGACAACGUUUUGCCUGAAGACGCAUCUGAAUCAUUCAAGUUUCAAAUACUCAUGGAUCAUUUGAAAUUAGAAGAUGCCUUGCUCAUUGCAGAUUCUUACAGUCAUGGUCCUUCUCCCUUUAGUGACACUAUGCGAGCACUUAUAGACAUGUAUGGGCAACCACACCAGCUGGCGCUGCAGCGAAUAUCCAGUUUGAUGGAUGGGCCCAAUAUCAGAAGUGGAGAUGUCAGAGCCUUCAAAGGAUUUGCUCUUCGUGUUCGUGCUUUAGUAGGGAUGUUGAAUCAGUUGGGUAGUCCAGGAUGGACCGAGCUGAAAUGCGGUUCUCAUGUAUCACGCCUCUUAACAAAGUUGCCUUAUGAUCUGAGAGCCAACUUUAAGAGAUUUAUCAACCCACUGCAGACUCCCAUCCCUACACUGCUUGAUUUAGCUGACUGGCUUGAAUAUGAGGUACGUGUGCAGGUAGAGGGAACACGAUACACUACCUUUCUUGAUCGAGAGAAGUUUGGUCUACACAAGGAUAAGAGGCCAGGAUUUCCUGCUCGAAAGCCAACUACUAUCCUACAUGGCAGAGACCAGAAGGAAGUAUUUACAGGAAACUUUGGUACAGGGUCAGUACCUUCAGGAAAAACACAGGAGAAUCCCAAGAAGUAUUGUCCCUUUUGUGAUACCAUCAAUCAUUAUAUGAAUCAGUGCUCAAACUUUAAGCUCCUGACUAAGCAACAGGUCGAGAAUUGGAUUAAAAUGGGUCACCGAUGCUGGAGAUGUGGCCGAAGUCAUCCAACCUCAAAGUGUACUCUAAAGGCGAAAUGUAAACAAUGCGAAAGGAGACAUCUUGAAGUGCUGCAUGAUGUUAAUACCAACUCUGAUCCAAGCAGGACAUGCAACAUCAGAGAGUCACAUAGUAGCACAGAUCCAGUAAGUUCUACUUCUCAGACCUUGUAUCUGGACCGGCCCACAAGCGGAAAGCAAGUGCUACUUAAAUUGAGUCGGGUUGUGAUUCGUAAUGGGGACAGGUCACUAGAGACCUAUGCGGUGCUGGAUGAUGGAUCAGAGCGAACGAUUCUAUUGCAUGAGGCUGCUCAGCGUUUAGGCCUUCAAGGAACAAUUGAGGACUUAGCGCUUCGUACAGUGAGACAGGAGGUACACACCAUUCGUGGAAAUUCAGUGUCCUUCACAAUCGCUCCUGCUUCACAACCUGACAGAUCAUUUCAAGUUUUUGGAGCCUUUACUGCGAAAGGGUUGGGGUUAGUCAAACAUACUUAUCCCAUCACUGAAUUGCAGCAGAAACAUGGCUAUCUCAGAGAUCUGCCUCUACAUGCAAUCAAUCAGGCACAGCCAUUAGUGCUUAUUGGUUCUGACUACCCACAUCUGAUAACACCCGUGGAACCUGUGAUAUUGGGGUCUAAAGGAGGACCGGCAGCAGUACAUACGAGACUUGGAUGGACAUUGCAAGGUCCAUCAAGGAUCCUUUGUUCUCAGCUCCAACCACAGGAAUGUUUCUUUGUUUCUUGUGCAAAACCAGACUCAGAACUAUUCAACCAAGUGGAGAACUUGUGGAAACUGGAUAUUCUGCCCUAUCGCUCUGAUAAGGUUGUGACACGCUCACGUCAAGAUGCUGAGGCCAUUCGGAUUCUGGAGGAAAAAACAGUCAGAAUUAAUGUGGAGGGAGUCAAAAGAUACGCAACCCCACUACUCUGGAAAGAGUCACUCCCACCAUUGAAUGCACCCAAAGUACCUCUGCUACGUAGUGCAGAAAAACGACUGUCUAAAGAGCCCAAAUUGACCGAUAUCUAUAAUGCUGAAAUCCAAAAGUUACAGCAAGCAGGAUACAUCACUUUACCAACAACAGAGGAGUGUGGUUUGAGCUCUCAUUCAUGGUAUAUACCUCAUCAUAUCGUCCAUCACAAUGGAAAGAACCGCAUAGUAUUUAACUGCUCCUUUGAAUACCAAGGUCAAUCACUGAAUGAGAACCUACUACCUGGGCCUACUCUUGGGCCAAGUUUGUUGGGAGUACUACUUCGCUUCCGGGAGCAUCCAAUUGCUGUUUGUAGUGAUGUGAGAGGCAUGUUUCAUCAAGUUCGCCUCCUUGAUGAAGACAAACCCUUUCUCAAAUUCCUAUGGCGUGAUGGCAUUACGUCUGAGCCUCCAACCAUCUAUCAAUGGGCAGUCUUACCUUUCGGAACCACCUGCAGUCCCUGCUGUGCUGUUUUCGCCCUUCAGUCACAUGCAGGAAUCCUUGAGUCCACAGAUGAUGUGCGGCAAACUGUUGAACGUAAUUUCUACGUAGACAACUGUCUUAAAAGCAUCUCAGAUGUGGAACAGGCCAAGCAGCUAGUAAACAGAUUACAAAAUCAUCUAUCGGAGGGUGGUUUCGAGUUGCGACAAUGGGCCAGUAAUGAUCCUACGGUCAUUGACCAUUUUCCAUCUGAGCUGAAGUCAAAGGGCAGCGAGAUCUGGCUCAGCCAAGGUACAACUAACCCUCUGGAACGAACCCUUGGACUGAUAUGGAACUGCCAAUCUGAUACCUUAGCAUACAAACCAUUCCAAGAGGAUAAAGGAGAAAUCACCAUGCGCAAGAUUUACCGCACACUUGCAAAGCAAUACGACCCCUUAGGGUAUCUGAUUCCCUUCACUACAAGGGCAGAGAUCAUUGUACAAUUGCUCUGGAACAAGAAAAGAGGCUGGGAUGACCCCUGUCUGCCAGCUGAUCUGCUAGCUGCAUGGGAAGAAUGGGAAAAUGAGCUUCCCCAUUUAGCUCAGAUCACCUUACCACGGUGCUACAGUGGUAUUGUUCAGCAGCCAAUCAAACAUCGCAGUGUUCACAUUUUCUGCGAUGCUUCAGAGAGAGCCUAUGGCUCAGUAGCAUACUUGAGUACUGAAGAUGAUCAGCACAACACACAGAUAGCUUUCCUAGCAGCAAGAUCCAGAGUGGCUCCGAAGAGACAACUCUCCAUUGCACGCUUAGAGCUAUGUGGGGCUCUGACGGGAGCACAGCUAGGUGCCGUCUUGAAGAGAGAACUGACGCUAGAGAUCCACCACUUUGUAUAUUGGACUGACUCUACCACAGUUCUAGCUUGGCUGCAGUCUGAUUCUUGCAGGUACAAGGUGUUUGUGGGAGUCAGAGUUAGCGAAAUACAAGAGUUGUCUGACCCAGGAUCCUGGCAUUAUGUCGAUUCAUCGACUAAUCCUGCUGAUGAUAUUACUCGUGGUCUGACGUUGACACAAUUGACCCAAGACAAUCGCUGGAGGCAAGGUCCAGCCUUCUUGACACAACCAAAAUGUAACUGGCCAAAGGUUCCUGAACGUCAAACCCCUGAUGAAGACUCUGAGCUUAGGAAACUCACCUUCUGUGGGACACUUAAUGAAACACCAGUUAUUCCAGAUGUUCAGCAAUUCAGUAGUUAUCAAGAGCUACUAGACAACACAGUGAAAUCCCUUCAUGGGGCGGCUGAAAAGGGACAACCACCAAAUGCAAAUGACUAUCACGAUGCAGAACUGACUCUCCUGAGACAUUGUCAGAUGCAUGAUUUCCCAAAAGAGUUUGCAUUGCUCAAGGAAGGAAAGCCUGUACCAAACAGUAGUCAACUGUCAGGACUUGCACCUGAAUAUGACCAAGACUCCAAUCUGAUCAGAGUGGGCGGCAGACUUAGAAGAUGUGAGAGCCUCACCAAAGAUAUUUUACAUCCUGUCGUUUUAAAUCCCACUAAUCCAGUAGUUACUCUUCUUAUUAAGCAUUAUGAUGCAAAAUUACUCCAUUCCGGACCUGGAAGAGUGUACGCUGAGCUACGACGGAAAUUUUGGAUCCUAAGAGGGAGAGAGGCAGUGAAAAAGCAUCAGCGCUGCUGCCCAGAAUGCCAAAAGUGGAGAGGCCGACCAGUUAUUCCGAAGAUGUCAGAUAUUCCACCUUCCAGUCUUAGGUUGUUUAAACCUCCCUUUUACUCCACUGGUGUUGAUUGUUUUGGCCCCCUUAUGAUAAAGAUAGGCCGACGAACAGAGAAGAGGUGGGGUAUAGUGUAUAAGUGCCUUACCACUAGAGCAGUCAGUCUUGACCUUCUGGACCAUAUGGACACUGAUUCAUUUCUGUUGUCUCUGAGACGCUUUACUGCACGUCGGGGAAGACCUUAUGAGCUUUUAUCCGACCAAGGAACUAAUUUCCGAGGAGGAAAUACGGAAUUGGAGGAAGCUUUCAAGGAGAUGCAACCACUACUGAGAGACCAACUGGCUAAAGAACAAAUCAGAUUUCGCUUUAAUCCUCCCAGUGCACCACACUUUGGUGGAUCUUGGGAGAGAGAAGUGCGGUCUGUGAAGACAGCACUGCGGACCACCUUGGGUGCUCAAAUAGUAACUGAAGAAGUCUUGAGGACUGUCUUAGUGGAGGUCGAAGGUAUCUUAAAUUCGAGACCACUCGGUUACGUGUCUAGUGAUGUCGCGGAUCCAGACCCUGUGACGCCAAAUUCAUUGCUCAUGGGGCGGCCUGACUCCUCCCUACCUCAGGUAGUCUAUCCUGAGUCGGAUCUGCUCAGUCGAAAGAGAUGGAGGCACAGCCAAAUUCUCAGUGACCACUUUUGGAAACAUUUUGUGCAUGACUUCCUGCCUACAUUACAAGCGCGUCAGAAGUGGAAACAAGAAAGAGAUAACAUCACAGUUGGAACUGUAGUCCUCAUAGCUGACGAGCAAUUACCCAGAGCACUUUGGCGUGUUGGUACUGUUUCAUCAAUCAUUCCUAGCCCUGAUGGUAGAGUUAGAACAGCUGUCAUUAAGGUCAAGGAACACACCUACACUCGACCAGUUGCCAAAUUAAUCAGACUACCCGCUUUACCACAAGAUACAGAUGUCAUACAGUAAAUAUGCUGUUAGCAAAUUUGACUACCAAAUUUGGGGGCGGCUGUAAAAAAGCCAUUGUUCAGUUUAUGCACAUUUAAAAUAGGUGUUGUAUGACGAUUAUUUCAUCUCUCAUUUAGAAGAAAAGGUGUAGCAUAUUUAAUGAGUCGCGCCACCGCGAAUCAGUUCAGUUAGGAAUCAAGCCAGCGUUCGCGAAUCAGUUCAGUUCAGUUCAAGUCAACCGAAUGAUAAAAACGAAAGUGAAUCAGUUCAGGAAUGGCGAUGUGAAAGCGGAGGUCCUACAAUCUCAUCUUUAACGGCGUAAAACAGUAAACUAUCCACUCGCUCUGUAGCCCCUUCACUUUGUGAACUGCAGAAGGGUGUAUGAUAAUCUGGAUUGACAGCGGAUGGUUUUUAAUAACGCUUAUAGACGGUGCCGAAGUCUCGCUCGCGACGAUCCUUGCAAGUGCGUCAAUGAGAAACAACCACACAUGUGCAAGAGUCGUAUGAAGCAGUAUCAUAAUUAUUCAGCAACAUCCAGUACCGGCUGAAAUUCCUGCCCUUCUCAUCGCGGGAGGAUUCAUUGUGCACCAACGGCCCUGAGACUGUAGCUAAAAGACCAGCUUCAUUCAACCUCCUGUGUUAAUAUACAUACUGAGACGAUUGGCACCGUAACAGUUACCAGUGCAACCCAGUUCUUCAUAACACACGGUAUACCUUGAAAACAGUUAUCAUUCCAUGCCUGGGUGUAAUGUGCUCCAGUUUUCUGGUUCUGUUCAGAAUCCUGGCCACAGUGUUCUGGAUGAGUUGCAAUUGUCUGACUGUCUUUUUGGGAAAGUUAGUGAGGAGUCUUUUACAGUAAUCUAUCCUGCUGCUGAUAAAAGCAUGGACAAGUCCUCUCUGAAAACAAAGCAUAUAAUUCUUGUAAUAUUUUUGAGAUGAUAGUAUGCUGAUUUACUUACUGCUUUAACAU
Danio rerio (zebrafish) is the source of this 7472-nucleotide messenger RNA. Lineage: Eukaryota; Metazoa; Chordata; Actinopteri; Cypriniformes; Danionidae. The record is from RefSeq and is a predicted model, not a curated record.